AUGGCUGGAUCUACGCUAGAUGACAGGAUAUCCGAUGGAGAUAUUGUAUCCGAGAAGCAUGUUGUGGAAGAAAAAUUCCUUGACUCACCACCCAGUGAAGUUGACCAGGGCAUCGUGAAAGACUGGGAUGGUGAAGAGGCCGCUGUGAAGCGCAAAAUUGAUUUUAUUCUCCUACCCGUGCUUGCUGUCGCCUUCUUCUCCCUCCAAAUGGACCGCGGCAAUAUCAGCGCCGUCUUGACAUCAACCAUAACGAAAGACUUGAAUAUCACUACCAAUCAGAUUAAUAUCGGUUCACAGCUCCUGUCUGCUGGAAUUGUGCUCUCUGAGAUUCCUUCCAAUAUCAUCAUGCAACGAAUUGGACCUCGGGUAUGGCUGUCUGGCCAGCUGUUCGCCUGGGGCCUCGUUGCGACCUUCCAAGCCUUUGUGCAAUCAUAUCCUGCAUUCUUAGUAACGCGGAUUUUGUUGGGCUUCUGUGAGGGCGGUUUCAUUCCUGGCGCCUUGUACUACCUAUCGACCUGGUAUAAAAAGGAUGAAACCAGUCUUCGAACAAGCCUGUUCUUUUAUGGGCAGAUGUUUGCCUCUGCGACAUCGAGCUUGAUAUCAGCUGGUUUGUUGAACCUUUCCGGUCGCCACGGCCUAGAGGGAUGGCGCUGGAUUUUCCUUGUCGAAGGACUCAUUACACUGUUCGUUGGAAUUGUGUUCACCCUCCUAGUACCACCCAAGGCGGGUGAUGGUCGGCCUCUGAGCAGCUUUGGUCGCUGGAGCUAUUUUACCGAGCGCGAAUCGCACAUCAUCCGAAAUCGUGUGCUGUUGGAUGAUCCUCGCAAGGCCCACGGUCAUAUUCAAAUCUCCCGCUCCGAUAUCUGCAAGACCCUCACACAGCCACGGAUCAUGCAGCAUGUAUUCUUGACCCUUGUGGCCAUGUCAGGCUUCCAGGGCUUGACGCAGUACACUCCUAGCAUGAUCAAGUCAAUGGGAUUCAGUGCAAUCCGCGCCAAUACCCUCGCUGCUGUACCUGUGUAUUGCAGUAUUGUGUGGCUGACAGCUUUGUCUGUUUCAGCGGAUCGAACAAAACAUCGUGGCCCGUUUGUCCUACUUGCUAUCACCUGGAAUGUUAUCUCAUACGCGUGCCUGCGAACAACGCGAUAUUCCUCCUCAAAGUGGCAUCGCUAUGGUGUGAUCGCAGUAGCGAAUGUGUCUUAUUGCAGUAUGCAUAUUCUGAAUGUGGGCUGGCUAUCGGUCUAUUGCAGUACACCGCAAGAGCGCAGCGUUGCAAUGGCCCUAGUCGUUAUGGCGGCCAAUUGUGCAGGAAUUUCAGGCUCGCAAAUCUUCCGCACAUCGGAUGCACCCAAGUACGUACAUGGCCUCACCGCAAUUUGUGCUUUAGCGGGGGCAUCGUGGGCUCUGGCGGCGGUUCUUUGCGUGCAGUAUUAUGUUCGGCGGCGCAAGGAAGUCACAGAGCCUGAGUCAAAGUCAGAUGCCGUGGCUUAA
Penicillium daleae is the source of this 1491-nucleotide messenger RNA. RefSeq lists its product as uncharacterized. Gene Ontology annotation, biological process: transmembrane transport. Gene Ontology annotation, cellular component: membrane. The transcript is spliced from 6 exons. Bases 1 to 1491 code for a protein of 496 amino acids. Gene Ontology annotation, molecular function: transmembrane transporter activity. NCBI's taxonomy places the organism in Eukaryota, Fungi, Ascomycota, Eurotiomycetes, Eurotiales, Aspergillaceae. The record is from RefSeq and is a predicted model, not a curated record.